Anopheles aquasalis is the source of this 620-nucleotide messenger RNA. RefSeq lists its product as uncharacterized. Lineage: Eukaryota; Metazoa; Arthropoda; Insecta; Diptera; Culicidae. Gene Ontology annotation, biological process: proteasome assembly. The record is from RefSeq and is a predicted model, not a curated record.
GUUUGUUUUGGUUUGACUCGUGCCGCAAAAACUUAGAAAUCGUACGGAACGAGAUGCCUUCGUUAACUACCAGCUUCCAGUCCCACCUGGCGCAGGUGGAGGUGUGCGACGUGACCUACGUGAUACGAGUCCUGAAAAUGAAGGACUCGCUUUUCAUCUACGUCGGGCAGGACAAAUCGGAAACCUUCGACGAACUGGCCGUGGCCAUGCCGUGCGACAGCGAGGAAGUGCUGGCCACCAAAAUCAUCGGCCCACCGGACGGGGUCGGGUCGCAUCAGCUGGCCCAGCGAUUGGCAAAGAAGCUAAACAAACCGGUGUUCCUGAGCCUCGGUGCGAGCGUCCCAAACGACCGCAUCGUGAGGCCAUCGAUCGAGAAGAAAAUCUUUGACGAGAUUAAGAACAACGUCGAAUGCUUUUGAACUGCCUGGCUGGAAGGAAUUGCAGAUAAUCUAAGCGAAUGGGUCAAGAGCCUCAAACUCGCAACCUCAAGGGAACGGCAGCCGGUUCCUGCAUUUAGCGUGUGAUUUUUGCCGAAGUGCUUGUAAAGAGACAUAGAUUUUAUGCUGUGCUAUUUCAUAGUUUUUGGAAACAAAUAUAAUUUAUAUAUAACGCCAAUGGAA